Messenger RNA from Eimeria necatrix, 1899 nucleotides. Its product is annotated as phosphopantethiene--protein transferase domain containing protein, putative. Gene Ontology annotation, molecular function: magnesium ion binding; chromatin binding; holo-[acyl-carrier-protein] synthase activity. Lineage: Eukaryota; Apicomplexa; Conoidasida; Eucoccidiorida; Eimeriidae. The coding region runs from base 1 to 1899 and encodes 632 amino acids. The record is from RefSeq and is a predicted model, not a curated record. Gene Ontology annotation, biological process: fatty acid biosynthetic process; animal organ morphogenesis; positive regulation of transcription by RNA polymerase II. The transcript is spliced from 6 exons. Gene Ontology annotation, cellular component: PR-DUB complex.
AUGAAGGGCCCUGGGAGGCCCCUGAGGCCUCCUCUCAGGCUGCUGCUGCUGCUGCUGCUGCUGCUGCUGCAGCAGAAUAUCCGGAGUCGCUUUGAAGCUACUCCAGGUGCAGCAGCAGCAGCAGCAGCAGCAGUGACACCGAGGGUGCAGCAGCAGAGGCGCUGCUGCAGCACCUUGUUGACGCUAGAGAAGCCACAGAGUGCAGCAGCAGAAGCCGCAAGAGCAGCAGCAGCAACGUCUGCAGCAGCAGCAGCAGCAGCAAGACCGACAGCAGCAGCAGCAGCAGCAGCAGCAAGAACUGCCUCUAAAGCAUGCGCCUUUUGCUUCUCUAAGGGCCCUUACUCUCCAGUCGCGUUAAAUAAGCCUGGCAGCAGAUAUGUUGGCAGCAGCAGCAACAGCAGCAGCAGCUGCAGCCUCCCCAGCAGCAGCAGUGGUAGCAACAGCAACGACAGCCUCUGGGAAAGCAGCAGCAGCAGCAGCAGCAGCAGCAGCAGCAGCAGCAGCAGCAAGCUGAAGUGGACCGGCAAGAGGGUUCGAAUGUACGAUAGUCUUCUGGAGCCGUAUGAGCAGGCAGCUCUCGCAGCAGCAGUUCGCAGCAGCAGCAGCAGCAGCAGCAGCAGCGACAGCAGCAGCAGCAGCAGCAGCAGCAGCAACAGCAGCAGCAGAAAGGGCUGCUGCGUCACUAUAGAAGGCACACAGGAGCUGAGGGGAGUUGCAGACGCAGAAGGGCUGCAGCAGUUCGCAAGAGACCUACUAGCCGCCCUCGCCGAGAAGCAAAUGCGCAAAAUCUACAAAGCUUAUCACCCCAGCAACAGCAGCAGCAGCUGCAGCAGCAGCAGCAGCAGCAGCUGCAGCAGCAGCAGCUGCAGCAGCAGCAGCAGCAGCACUGUUGGGGCUACAGAUGCACUAUCGUUUGCUGCUGUCGACCCCUCACGAUACGCUAAAAGGCGGGAGCUGCUGCUUAAGGCAGCAGCAGCAGCAGACGCAGCAGCAGCAGACGCAGCAGCAACAGGUGCAGCAGCAACAGGUGCAGCAGCAGCCACAAACGUAAAAAUGGCAGCAGCAGCAGCAGCAGCAAAGUCGCAGCUGCUGCUGCAGCAAGAACUUAAGGCUGUAGGCCGGCAUCGGCGGCGGACCUUCUUAGGGGACAUCUUCUUGUGCCCCACUGUGGUGUACAGGCAGCAGCUAGAAGACAGAAGGCAGCUGGAAGCUGCUGCAGCAAAAGAUGCCGACCCAGAGCCCUUGCCCACAAAGAGCGGCUGCAGCUGCUUUUGGUUCACUCCCUGCUGCACCUCAUCGGGGUUUGAGUGCAGGCUACAUCUAGUAGGUGUCGGUAUAGACAUUGUCUCCACAGAGAGACUGCAGCGGACUCUCCUUCGUUUGCUGUCGGCCGACGCAGCAGCAGCAGCAGCAGCAGCAGCACCAGAGUGUUGCUGCAGCUUCAUGUGUCGAUACACUUCACGGCUGCUGUCUCCCCUUGAAGCUGCGCAGCUGCGGAAAACCCACAGGGGCCUUUUCGCAGUACAUUAUGCCUUGCAGCAGCAGCAGCAGCAGCAGCAGCAGCAGCAGCGCAGCAGCAGCAGCAGCACAGCAGCAGCAGCUGCUGCUGCUGCGCUGCGAGACGCAAAAGCCAUUCGAGCAGCAGCACGUUUCUUGAGCCGCAGAUUUGCUGCUAAAGAAGCAGCAGUAAAGGCUCUCGGCGUAGGCCUCAGAGUCCUCAGCCCAGGUGGCUUGUCUCUCAAGGAGAUUGAAGUGCAGCACGGAGCAGCAGGGCAGCCGCUGCUGCUGCUGCGGGGCCCUGCUGAGGCCCUUCGGGUGUCUCGGCAGGUCCGCGCUUUGCUGCUGUCGCUUACAGACGACGCCAGCCUAGCAGUGGCCCAAGUCGUGGCUUGCUGCUAA